This is a messenger RNA of Oryza sativa Japonica Group (Japanese rice), 585 nucleotides long. RefSeq lists its product as uncharacterized. The record is from RefSeq and is a predicted model, not a curated record. NCBI's taxonomy places the organism in Eukaryota, Viridiplantae, Streptophyta, Magnoliopsida, Poales, Poaceae.
UCUUCUUCCUCUUCUCCGAUCCGUUGACCGUCCACGCUAUAUAUACAUCAUAAAUCAGCCUAGGAAGUCGCUAGAGCGCAUCAUCAAUCACCGAUCGAUCAUCUCUCUCAAGUCCAAGCUUGCUCAUCGUACGUAUCAUCCAUCCAUGGCGAUGCCGUGGGAGCUCGCCGAGUACCUGAUGGCCGUCACCUGGGUGUCCCUCGCCCGGUGGGUGGCGGCGUGCGUCUCCCUCGCCGACGGGAUCGCCUGCUCGCUGCGCCGCCGCCGCCGCCACUGGCAGGCCUCUUCCACCGUCGUCGUGACGACAUUUCUCUAGCUAGCUUUGAUUGCAAAGCUCUGCAGGUCUCGUGAGUCGUGAGGCUGUGUGGUUGUAUAUGUAAAAAUUGUAUGUACUAGCUCUUCCCUUUUUUAUCGAGGAGACCUUGGGUCAAUUUGCUGUGAUUUGUUGGCCUCUUUUCUGAACAUUUACUAUUGAGUUCGUUUCGCUCUCUCUUUCUCUCUCUUUUUUUUUGGUUUCGGCAAUGACAUGUGAGUUGGUUCCUGUACUGAAUAUUCUAUCCAAGCGUGUUUCGUUAACAAAGAAAA